AUGGCGUCAUUAUCGUUACCACGAGUGCUCCAAUUAAAAAAGAACAGUGUAGAUGCUGAAAGAGAACAAUUUGAAAAAUUUCAGACAUCAGCCAUCCAAAAAGCCAUAAAUGCUGUUGAAACCCCAGUCAAAGAGAAACAUGUACGAAGUGCGAUCAUCGGGACUUUCCAUGAACAAAGCGCGGCAACAUACUGGAUGGUAGCCAUCCGGCAGCCGCUCCAGGAUGACAGGAUUGUGUCGUGGAAGUUUUGCCACGUGACGCACAAGCUGCUCCGCGAGGGCCACCCCGCCUGCCUCGACGACUCGCAGCGGCAUAUAGGCAUGAUCGAAAGUCUUGGCAAGCUAUGGGUACAUCUACGCGAAGGCUACGGACGGCUAAUCCACUUAUACUGCAACUUAUUGGUAACAAAGUUAAAGUUUCACGCGCGAAAUCCUCGAAUACCUGGUAAUAUGCAGCUAACUGUUGACGAAUUGGACGAGAUCGCUGAGAACGACGUCAACAACUAUUUUCAGCUAUGCGUGGAAUUCUUCGAUUAUAUGGAUGAUAUACUUAACUUACAAGCUGCAGUGUUCGACAGCCUAGGCAACGCGCGCGCCAACUCGAUGACGGCGAGCGGGCAGUGCCGGCUGGCGGCGCUCAUCCCGUGCGCGCAGGACUCCUCGCACAUAUACGACUGCAACGUGCGCCUGCUGUUCCGCCUGCACGCCGCGCUGCCCGCCGACGUGCUCGCCGGCCACAGGGAGAGAUUUCGACAGCAGUUCAAGAAGUUGAGUUCAUUCUACAAACACGCGAGCAGUUUGCAAUAUUAUAGAAACUUGCUUACACUUCCCGUGUUGCCUUCGAAUCCGCCUAACUUCCUCUUACAGAGCGACUUCGGCACGUACGUGACGCCCGUCGUGUCUAUCCCCGAGCUGCCGCCCGACGAGGUGGACGCCGUGGGCUCGCUCAUUGACACCUCGGAUACUAUUAGCCAGGCAACGACGCCAGACCACUUGGACCUGGUGGACACGCGCGCGUCCCCCUCGCCCGCGCCCGACCCCAUCAUCGAGAGGGACCGCCUCAUCGACCAUCUGCAGCACGAGCUCAAGCGGAUGAGGUUGGAAGUAUCGCAAAUAAUACAAGAAAGGAAUGCAAUGAUCGGAUCCAUGCGAGAAAAUUACACGCGGAUGGAAUCGCAGUUGCACGCCACGAAAAAUGAACUCCAAGAAGAAAAACAAAAAACAGAUAUCUUGUCCGCAGAAACACCCGAGAUUAAAAAAAAGCUUGGCCAGACUGAGGAGAGGGCUAAAGUGUUAGAUGAAAAAUUCCAAAAGUUAAAAGGAGCGUAUACACAACUACGUGAAGAGCAUAUAAAUUUAAUCAGACAGAAAGCAGAGGUGGAUAAGCUAUCGGCUAAGUUGCGCGCGGCCGCCGCCCAGCACGAGAGCGCCAAGACUAUGCUGCAACAACAGUUGAAUGAUAGAAUGAAAGAUGUAGAAUUGCUCCAGCAAAGCGCAUCGUCGAGCGAAGAAAUUGAAGCUUACAAAUCAGAACUAACAAAUCUUCGCAGUGAACUCGAACAGUCUAGACAAAAGGAGGUCGAACUACAGGCUCUCAGAGCUUCUAUGGAAGCCCUAGAGAUAGAACAUAAAACUGCAACAACCGAACAACAAGAAAAACUCACAGUCAUGGCUAAUGAUUUGAAAGAGGCGACAGAAAGCAUUGAGAAACUUAAACAAGAGGUGAGCGAGAAGAAUACAGAAUUAAGUAAAGCCAAAGAUGAAUUAACUGUUCUUAGACAAAAGAGCGGGGAUGAAUACAAAAAAGCCUUGGAAGAAAAGGAUGAAGCGUUAAAAGAACUGUCUGAACUUAAGCAGCGAUACCAACAGGAGAAAGAGGAGCAAAUUCAUUACACUAACAAUUUACAAGCUGAUUUAGAAAGAUUUCAAAUGAAAUUUACUGAAGCACAAGGAAAAUUCGGACGUCAAUGUAGUAAAUUGGAUGAAGAAUUAUCUUUGAAAAGUCAAGAAUUUGAAAGUAUCUUGAGUAAAAAAGAUAUUGAAUUAAAAGAAGCAUUAGAGAAGCUCGCGCAUUUGCAAGAUAAGAUUGAAAAUAUAAAAAACAACAAUGAAAAAAUUAUUAAUGAUAAAACAAAAGAAGUUGAAGAUUUGUCUUCGAAUGUUACUCAGUUACAAAGUAUUAUAAGUUCUAAUAAUGAAUUACUACAAGAUUUGAGCAAUGUAUCUAUGGAAAAGGAAAGACAAAUAAUAUCUUUAAAAUCUGAAUUAGAACAAAUAAAUGAAAAAGUUUUUCUUUUAACUGAACAGUUGCAAGUCUGUCGAGAUGAUUUAGAAACAAGUCAGAAUGAGCUGACCAAUCUAAAAGAACAACAUGGAGCUACAGAAACUCAAUACGUAAGAACUAUUGAACGAAAUAACCUUGAAAUUGAAGAACUUAAACAAAAUUUUACAGAUACAUGUCUAGAGAAAGACCAAUUAAGCGCAGAGCGAGAUGCUUUAAUUUCGCAUAAACAGGAACUUGAAAAUUCUAUUCAGAAGUUACAAAGUGAACAAAAAAAGCUAAGUUGUGAUUUAGAUUGUAUUUCUAAAGAAAAAACUGAAAUGGAAAUCACAUUGAAGGAAGAAACAGAACAUUUGAAGGCAAAAUACUGUCAAUUAGAAAUAGACCGAGAGGCUGAAAUAAAAUCGUUAAAUGAAAGAAUACAAGGUAAUGGGGAAGAAUUUAAGAAAGUUUUGUCGGAAAAAGAAAUGGCUCUCAAUGACUUUAAAACACUUACGGAAGAUUUAAAAGCCCAAAUAUUAGAGCUUGAGGAGUCGAAGGCAAAAGAAAUUGAUGAAUCAAAUAAAGCAUUGUCUGAUAAAGAUUCUGAAAUACAGUUGCUUGAGGCUAGAUUAGAGCACACGGAGAACGAGCGAUUGAAUGCCGAGUGUGAAUUGCAGGAUUUGUUGCAACAAAAUACUAUCCUGGAAGCAGAUAUGGGCUCGCUCAAAAUACAGUUGGAAGAGGCGAACGUGACAAUAAAGAAACAAUCUUCUAAACUGGUCGCUUGUGCCGCUGAAUCCGCAUUAGAAGUGACUAAUGGGGCGAUAUCUGCGCUUGAAAAUUCUAAUGCACAAGAUGCAAAUAAAUUAGCUGCAGAAUUAGCCGCAAAAGCUUUUGAAGAAUUGGCAAGGAAAUCACAGGUCGAAGGCAAUGAAGAGUUUGUAGCGAGGAACGCUAUCCUCGCGGCACACAACGCGGCGCAGCUGUCGGUCUACGUCCUAGACCUCUCCAACAUUAGCACUGAUCUUGAACUUUCAGAGAAACUAAGCAACGAAUGCCGCACAAUGCUAUCUUCGGCCAAGCAAUGCCUGGAGUCGCUCAGCACGGGUGUGGUGGGGCGCGCCGCGUGCAUAGAGGCGCGCGCGGCGGUGCAGACGGCCGCGCGCGCCGCCGCCGCCGCCGAGCGGCACGCGGGCGGCGCGCGCAGCGUGGACGACGAGCUCGCGGACAUGGACAGGGCUAUUGAAGAUGCGGCUGGACAGAUUGAGGAAAUGCUGAAAGCGAGCAGAGCGGGCGACACCGGCGUGAAGCUGGAAGUGAACGAGAAGAUCCUGGACGCGUGCACGACGCUGAUGCGCGCAGUGAAGGUGCUGGUGCAGGACAGCCGGCGGCUGCAGAGCGAGCUGGGCGACCCAACCGCGCGCCAGAAGCUGUACCGUCGCAACCCGCAGUGGUCGGAGGGGCUCAUCUCCGCCGCCAAGGCGGUGGUCUUCGCGGCCAAGUUACUUGUUACGUCGGCGGACGAGGCGGUGCGGUCGGCGGGGCGCGUGGAGGGCGUGUCGGUGGCGGCGCACGAGGUGGCGGGCAGCACGGCGCAGCUGGUGGCGGCGUCCCGCGCGCGUGCGCCGCCCGCCGCGCCCGCGCUCGCGCGCCUCACCGCCGCCAGCCGCGACGUGGCCGCCGCCACCGGCGCCGUGGUCGCCGCCGUGCGCGCUGCCGCUGUACUCGCACGUGACCAAGAGGCGCUGGACACGUCGGCGCUGUCGCUGACGGCCACGCGCCGCCUCGAGAUGGACAGCAAAGUGCGCGCUCUCGAGCUGGAGACGGCGCUGGAGGCGGAGCGCGCGCGCCUCGCCGCGCUGCGCAAGCGGCACUACCACCUCGCGCAGCUGCACGAGAAUGGGAAUAUGACAAAUGGAGAAGAG
Messenger RNA from Brenthis ino (lesser marbled fritillary), 4188 nucleotides. The record is from the annotation of a GenBank genome assembly. Lineage: Eukaryota; Metazoa; Arthropoda; Insecta; Lepidoptera; Nymphalidae.